This is a messenger RNA of Procambarus clarkii (red swamp crayfish), 3945 nucleotides long. Its product is annotated as M-phase inducer phosphatase. Gene Ontology annotation, cellular component: nucleus; cytoplasm. Gene Ontology annotation, biological process: G2/M transition of mitotic cell cycle; protein dephosphorylation; positive regulation of G2/MI transition of meiotic cell cycle. Lineage: Eukaryota; Metazoa; Arthropoda; Malacostraca; Decapoda; Cambaridae. The record is from RefSeq and is a predicted model, not a curated record. Gene Ontology annotation, molecular function: protein tyrosine phosphatase activity.
GUUUUGUCAGUGUGAACUCUUGAGUGUGUGAGAGUGCGUGGUGCUCCCUCGCGUGUGUAAGCGUGCGUUGUGUUACCUCUGAAUAUUGUGAAUGGUAACUACUCAUCUAUUGACUGUUUGAAUCACGCUACAAUGUACUUCUAAAACCCAAAUCGACUUUUAAAUCAGUUUAAUUUGGUUUUGAUCUGUGUUUAAGAAAAAAAAAGACAGAUUCAAGUAGAUUGGCAAGAUAAAAAAUAGUGCUUUCCAUGAUAUUGAGGUAGAUUUAUGGAAAUUUAUCUACAGUAGACCUUUCAAACACAUUGGGCCCUGAGAAAUAACAUACUGGCACACACCCACUACUGACCCUAAACAGUGGGUCCACGACCAGGGGGCCUUGUGGAAGGGGCCUUAUCAAAUAGGCUUCAGCUCUAGGGCUCCAAGCUGUGUCUACCGAGUAGACAGCAAGGCCUUACAGAAGUGACAGUGACAGUGUUCUCGAUAUGAAUUCGAAGCAAAUUUUGGAAAGUGCCUGUACCCGGCCGUGACUAAAAGCCAACUACGACAGACUGGUUGGACCAGGUCGUCAAACAACCGGCUGGAACCAUGUUUCACGUGAUUCUCUAAGGCCGCUGCUGUCUGGGGCCUUCAGCGGAGGCUUCUGCGAGAAUAGAAACUUGUUCUACACGUGAGCUUGAAGAACUAGAGGAAAUGAUGAGUGGCCGUGACCUCUUGUACCGGAGCGUGCUGCGGGGCAGCCAGUGCGAGAGUCCGCAGUUGUCCAGCGACCUCUCGCCCAUGUCGAGUCUGGCACUGACUCUACAUCAUGGUGCCUCCCUCACUCAGACUCCCCGCAGGAAACUCUCCCUCUCCUCGACUAUGACUGAUACGCCGCAGUCCUGCCAAGAUCUUUCUCUGCUUUGCUCAAGUUUGUUGCAAGAAAGUCAUAGUCCAGAGUCUGGAUCAAGCCAGUGUGAAGAGUCUCCGAUCUCCCCGUCUCAUCGGCACUCUUCCCGUGACAAAGAGAACUUUCCCUCACCGUACUAUUCUCCGUCCCGCACUGCUAUUAUUCCGCCUCGGCCCCGUGCCAGCCCUCUCCAAGAUGUACAGAACACAGUCAACAGAAAUCUCAACUUUAGCCCUCUUAAGAAGAAUCUACAGUUGGUGUCACCCUCCAAGAGACUAUUUACUUCCCCACACAAGCCAUCUCCACCUGAUGAUUUUGACACAAACUCCCAAGAUAGCGGAUACUCCGAGAGCGGCAAAAAACUGGAUGACUGUUUCAGUGUGCCGGUCAGCUGCGCUCCACGGAAACUUAAUCUGGACUUGUCUCCUCCCAAACCUCGCCUGGCACUCUCCCCUGUAAAGCCAGUUACUGUGGUCUCGGCAACUUCCUCCCUCACUACUGUGUUUUCUGCAGCAACUUCUACACCUGUGUGCUCUUCAUCCAGCGUAAACGAGGAACGCAAGCCGUUUAGAAAAUUCUCUUCGCUCUCCAAGCCAGAGGAGGAAGACACUAUGCUUAUGGACCUUAUGAAUGAAAUGACCACACAAGAGGAAGAACCCGUUGGGUUCUCUAAACUCCUGUCGGAACCCAUUCAGCCUCCAACCCCUGUAUCUUCAUAUUCAGUGUGUCGUUCAAUCAAUGAUGGCCGUCCAUCCAUCAGGCGAUGUCUCUCAAUGGUGGACACGACACCUACAUCUUCCAGGGUGGAGAGCAUUAUCCCCAAACCACCACCACCAGAGGUCAGCAGCACUGUUUCGUUCAAGCGGCCUCAGCCUCCUACUGACCUCUCCAACUUAACAGAGUGCAAGCGACGAAAGCUAGAUGAAACAAGUGACCAGCUCUGUCCUCUGACGUCAAAUGCCUCGACUACAACCGGUGAAAAAAUUCGUGUUCCUCUUACACAGAGACAAGUAUCUGCACCUGAAGCAAGUACUGCUCAAUGUGUCAAACCUAAGUUUCAACGGAGCCACUCUGAGAGUCAUGUGUCCAUCAUGAGAGCCCUGAAUAAAAGCGCUGGUCAUGAUGGAAAUCUCAUUGGCGACUUCUCCAAGGUUGGUUUGCUUCCUACUGUUGAAGGUGGCAAACAUCCAGAUCUGAAGUCCAUUUCUGUUGAUACUCUGGCCGAUGUUGUGCGAGGCAAGUUCAGCAGUAAACUUGCCACUUGCCGAAUAAUAGACUGCAGAUACCCCUACGAGUUCGAGGGUGGUCACAUUAAUGGGGCCGAAAUGUGGCACCACCCAAAAAUGGUGGAGGAUCAAUUAAAUGCGCAGACGGGCGCCCCUGUUAUAAUGAGUGAGGAUAACCCCCGGCAAAUUUUAAUCUUUCACUGCGAAUAUUCUGCUGAGCGUGGUCCUAAAGCUCAGAGGUUGCUCAGGGAGAUGGAUCGCACUGCAAAUAAGGAACACUACCCGGCUCUCCACUUUCCCGAGACAUACCUUUUGGAGGGUGGCUAUAAAGCAUUCUUUGAAAAGUACCCAGAAUUGUGCACACCUAACGAUUAUGUGAGAAUGCUGGAUGCUAACUUUGCUGAGGAUCUGAAACUCUUCAGAGGCAAGUCUAAAUCCUGGGCAGCAGAAAAUAAGCAGUCGAGGGGGCGCAGCGCACUCCCUCGUCCAGGUCUCAAGAGACUCGGGUUAUGAUGACUGUCGGGUGUGUAGGUUUUGUAUUAUACAAAUGUCGCUAUUUCCUAAAGUGUGCGUGUGCAAUAUGUGUUUAUUUUGUUGUUGUGUACAGGAGACUUUUGUCCAGACCUGGUCUUCAUCAGUCAGGUGUUUGCUUAAGAAUACCAAAGGGAUAAUUUAUCAACUUGUAAAUACUUGUCCAAGAUGUUAAGGGAUCCGGCGGUGUGUGCCAUGUCUGGGCAGAAUUUUGUUGAUUUUUUUUGUUCUGCUGUCCUUAUUUCCCAUAAUUUGUUUGAUCUGAUCAAUUACGUGAUCACCGACAUUUUAUUUCUUUCCUCAGUCGUUAUGGCCAGUCUUUACCCACUUAAUUUGGUCGGUGACGGAUACAAGAGCCUAUCGAGGGCUUGCACAAAAAAGAGAAAACCAAAAAACCAAAAAAAAAAAAACUUCCCAUUCAUCAUAAAGCCUUGUGUAUCUCCUUUUAGUGAAAAUCACCUUUUCCGAGAAAAGAGAAGUGGGGAUCGUGAUACUGUGAUAAUAGGUAUGAUCCAAAUGUAAGAUUGCCUGUCCAUAGGCUUGCGUGUGCUUGCCAUUAAGCUGAAAAGUUGAAUUUUGAGAGUUUCACAUAUUUUUGUAUUUCUAGAAUGUACAAAACGUUGUUUUCCUUUUUAUAAAUUAUAUUUACUGGAUCUUUUAUGUAGUUCUACUUUCCAGCUUUAUAAAGUGUGACUGUAGAGAAAAAAAAGUGCAUGUAAAUCGGUUUAUACUGAAUAUCAUCCGAAAGAACAUAAAUGUGUUUUUAUGCGUGAAUGCAAACUUUUUAGGGUGACCCAUUUUUUUUAUAUAUAUACAGUAUAUAUAUAAUUUUUUUGAAACACUCAGAGUUCAGAGGCAUUCCUGAAUUAAAAGUACCCUGCUGCAGUUGCCAAUUUUGGGUUUAGUGUCCCUUGUUUGCCGAUCUCAAAACGCCGACCAUUCCAUACAUAUCAUGGGUUAUAGAUAACUUUUGUACCAUAAGCUCAUUCUUUUGUAAUGUCAUUCCAAAAAUGACAUUGUAAUGUAAUUUUUUAAUGGUUUUUAUCAUUUUAUAUCGUAAAAUUACUAGAGUUUUUUCCUUUAUUUUUUUAUUAUUUUUUUCAUCUCCUUUAGUAGACAAAAUGUUCACUCUUGAAUGUACCAUGUAAAGAUUUACGGGGAACAGCCUUAUAUUUGUAACAAAAAAAAUAAAAUAAAAAUGUUUCCCUCUCUAGUCCUUGUGUUUGGGUACAAAAAAAUCAGUGUCUUGUGGAAACCUCUAAAGUUGUACCAUUUAUCGACAAUACAUGGAAUUUAAAUAUA